AUGGGCGGCGCGGCGCUGUCGGGAGCGCUGUGGCUGGGGCUGCUGUGGGCCGGGAGCGGGGCCGGGGGGAGCUGCUCGGGAAGGUGUUGCGAGGGCCGGGACGCCGCCUGCGUCGGCGAGGGAUGGAGGGAGGGAGGGGGCUACGGGACCUGCUACUGCGACGGAGGAUGCCGGCGAGCCGGGGACUGCUGCCACGACCACGGCCAGGCGUGCCCGGCUCUUCCAUGUGUUGUGGGGGAGUGGAGUCAUUGGAGUGGCUGUGCAGAACAGUGUCAGCCCCAUCUGCGGAUACGUAGGCGCUAUAUACAACAGGAACCUAAAAAUGGUGGGGAACCUUGUCCUGCUCUAGAGGAGAAGGCUGGCUGCUUGGAAUACCUGACUUACCAGGGAGAGGACUGCGGCCAUGAACAUGUCCCUGCUUUCAUAACUACCUCUGAAUAUGGUAAAGAAAGAAAACGACGAGCAGCAUCUUCUCUCUGGCCUUCAGACAGAGAAGCUGGAUAUUGUGUGGAAUUCAAAACAGAAUCACUUUCACAUCACUGUGCUUUGGAGAAUCGGCCGUAUGCUCGAUGGAUGCAGUACCUACGAGAAGGACAUACUGUGUGUGUAGCUUGCCAGCCUCCAGCUAUGAAUACUGACACGCAUCGUUGUUCUGGAGAUGGGCAUAAUGCAGAUGGAGGUAAAAUCUUACACUGGGAAGCAGUUGGCAACUCUCAGUGCCAAGGAACCUGGAAGAAGAUUCGGCAACUGGAACACUGUUCAUGUCCCCUUGUGCAUAGCUUUAUUUUUACAUAAAAGUCUAAAAGACCUUUAAAACAGCAACAACAAAAAGUUUAAGAAAAUUAAGACCAAUGCCAAGAAACCUACACCUUUCUGCUGCGUUUUCUGGGGCCUAAACAAACUUUAAAGGAGUCAGAACUUUGGAAGAAGCAUUUCGGGAAACUCUCUCUGCCUUAAUACAAAACGCUAAGACUGAUCUUUAUUAGAACACUAGAAGCAUGUUUCCAUGUUUCUCUUUUGUUAAAGGGCUAAUGUUUCUAAUCAUAGUAGCUGCUUUUCCUAAAGUUCUCAUUCUAGUUCCAGCCACAGUCCUGUCUACAGGCACUGCUCCUACUCAGUAGUGAGCCAGCCCAACAUUCUCGAGUCUGAGAAUAGUUACUGUCAUCAUUAAAUAGCAAGGGUGAAUAAAAAUGAAAGUUUGAGAGCUAAAACUGGAUCUCAGUUUAGAUCCUUUGUUUCUUCCCAAUAUCAUCUAGACAGUUGUUUAUACUACAAGUGGAUAGGUAUUCUUCCUCUACAUUGCAGUUUUCACGUUCAGCCACCGUCAUAAAGACAUAUGACUAAUCAGCGUUGUGAAGGAAGUAGU
This is a messenger RNA of Gavia stellata (red-throated loon), 1366 nucleotides long. RefSeq names its product somatomedin B and thrombospondin type 1 domain containing (gene SBSPON). The transcript is spliced from 5 exons. NCBI's taxonomy places the organism in Eukaryota, Metazoa, Chordata, Aves, Gaviiformes, Gaviidae. The record is from RefSeq and is a predicted model, not a curated record. The coding region runs from base 1 to 795 and encodes 264 amino acids.